Messenger RNA from Epinephelus fuscoguttatus (brown-marbled grouper), 1975 nucleotides. RefSeq names its product actin alpha 2, smooth muscle (gene acta2). The record is from RefSeq and is a predicted model, not a curated record. The transcript is spliced from 9 exons. The coding region runs from base 194 to 1327 and encodes 377 amino acids. NCBI's taxonomy places the organism in Eukaryota, Metazoa, Chordata, Actinopteri, Perciformes, Serranidae.
GGAGGCCCGGCCAUGUUUGGGAUGAAGGGAUGGAUGGAGGAGGUGGAGGGUUAAUAAACUCAGUCAGAGCCGUUCAGACUCUCACUUCUGUCCUGUCCCCCCCCACGUCCCAGCAGGCCCUGCACUGCCACGUGUGACUCUUUAGCGUCGUUGUCGUGUCGUUGCCCGCCCACAGCGCCCCCUGCCUGCAGUCAUGUGUGACGACGAGGAGAGCACCGCUCUGGUCUGUGAUAAUGGCUCCGGUCUCUGUAAGGCCGGGUUCGCCGGGGACGACGCCCCCAGAGCCGUCUUCCCCUCCAUCGUGGGCCGGCCCCGCCACCAGGGAGUGAUGGUGGGUAUGGGGCAGAAGGACAGUUACGUCGGGGACGAGGCUCAGAGUAAAAGAGGUAUUCUGACCCUCAAAUAUCCCAUCGAACACGGAAUCAUCACCAACUGGGACGACAUGGAGAAGAUCUGGCAUCACUCCUUCUAUAACGAGCUGCGAGUGGCUCCAGAGGAACAUCCCACCCUCCUGACUGAAGCUCCGCUCAACCCCAAAGCCAACAGGGAGAAGAUGACACAGAUCAUGUUUGAGACCUUUAAUGUUCCGGCCAUGUACGUGGCCAUCCAGGCCGUCCUGUCUCUGUACGCCUCAGGACGCACCACAGGUAUCGUGCUGGACUCUGGAGACGGCGUCACCCACAACGUGCCGAUCUACGAGGGUUACGCCCUCCCUCACGCCAUCAUGAGGUUGGACCUGGCAGGCCGCGACCUCACCGACUACCUCAUGAAGAUCCUGACGGAGCGCGGCUACAGCUUCGUCACCACAGCGGAGAGGGAGAUCGUGCGGGACAUCAAGGAGAAGCUGUGUUACGUCGCUCUGGACUUUGAGAACGAGAUGGGGACAGCGGCGACCUCGUCCUCUCUGGAGAAGAGCUAUGAGCUUCCUGACGGACAGGUCAUCACCAUCGGCAACGAGAGGUUCCGCUGCCCUGAGACGCUGUUCCAGCCGUCCUUUAUCGGUAUGGAGUCGGCAGGUAUCCAUGAGACGACCUACAACAGCAUCAUGAAGUGUGACAUCGACAUCCGUAAAGAUCUGUACGCCAACAACGUCCUGUCUGGAGGAACCACCAUGUACCCGGGUAUCGCUGACCGCAUGCAGAAGGAGAUCACAGCCCUGGCCCCCAGCACCAUGAAGAUCAAGAUCAUCGCCCCCCCAGAGAGGAAGUACUCGGUGUGGAUCGGCGGCUCCAUCCUGGCGUCCCUCUCCACCUUCCAGCAGAUGUGGAUCAGUAAGCAGGAGUACGACGAGGCGGGACCGUCCAUCGUCCACCGCAAGUGCUUCUAGAAAGAUCCGUCAGGGUCGCCAUUUUCUUCCAGCGCCCCCCUCCGCCCCCCCACCUCGUCUUAUUUUAGCCCUCACUGAGCACGAGCUAACAGGUCCCAGAUCAGAUCCCCAAAAACAUCCACACAGAGACGGACGGCAGCAACGUGAAGUCAGUCAGUGGUGUUUUUUGGUAUUUAGGAAGAUGCUAAAAUAAAUGUUUUUUUCUGACAGCUGGUCAAAAGGAAGUGAUGUCAUCAGAUGUUUUUGGUGAACUGAACCUUUAAAUAUUCAGAACGUCCUCCCUCUCUGCUCACCUGAAAACUGUGAAUGUGGCGCUUUCCUCCAUCUGUAGCCCCUCCCCCCACCCUCCCGCUCCACCUGUGGCCCCGCCCCCUCCCGUCCUCCAUGUUGGUACUGUUUGUUGUCAAAAAGUGUGUUUUUAUUUUUGAUGAAUAAAGCUUGAACGCUGCCCGCUGGUGUUAUCUUCUGUCUUGUAAUGAUGUCACACAGUGUAAUGAUGAUGUCACAGCUGUUGAACUCUGGGUAGGUGAACAGGAGGCGUGGCCUCAUGGUGCUGUCUGUAAAAAGUGAAGUGUGUCAUGUGACAUCAACAACAUGGAGGUGACAGACGAUUGGCUGAGGAAGACAAUAAAGAGCUCUCAUACAAGA